UCCAUUUAAAUAAGUUUCAAAAAAACAUGUUUAUGAUUUCAAAGAUUGUUAAAGAUUCUGUCUUAGAUAAUGUAAAAAAAAAAUUAAAGCUUUUUUACUUUGUUGCUCUCAUGACAGCAACUAAACAGGAAAUGGGUCAAACACUAUCUCCAGAGCAGGAGGAGAUGGCCUGUGAAAUCUUUGCUAAUAUAUCAUUCUAUGUUUUACAACUGGAUGAACUUAAAAUUGACAGUUCCCUGCAGAGAUUCUCUGGGCUCAACUCAGCUGAAGAGCUGAACAAUUACAGAGACCAGGUCUUGUACCGUGGAGAACAGGUCGCAUCUGUUGUGAGAGAGGUGGGGAAUGUUCUAGGUGGGCUCAGCGUGGUGCCUAAUUCUGUCGGACUGGGAGCUCUCAUCAUUUCCUUGGCCUUAGACGUGGUCGCCAAAAGCCUAAACAAAGAAACAAUGGGCACAGCUGAAAUGUUAGAGAGGGUGUUCACACAGGAGAAGGCCAAGGAGGUGCGAGAUCUGAUGCACGAGUAUUUGAAGCGUAUGCAGAUCAACCUGAGAAACCCACAACUUCAACUCUCUGACACCCGUCAAAUUGAGAUUGCUCUUAGUGCCCAGCUCACACGGCUAAAGAACUCCAUGCUGAUAGAUGAACAUAUGGACACUCAGUUUCUGAAGCAGUGGGUGAAUGGAGCUGCCUUCCACACACAGAUGCUGAUCCAUCAGGCUCGUCUACAAAGUGCAGGAGAACCUGAUGGAUCCAGAGCCGUGCAUGCGGCACAGAUUUAUCAGCAGGACAUGAACCGUCUGAUGGAGAAAUUCAAGACCUUGCUUAUAAAUGGUGAUGAUUCUCAAAGGAUCAAUAGGGCAAUAGAGGUUCUGUUUUCUAAACCUCAGAUUUCCUGGACGAGGGAUUAUUUUUCAAAACUGCAAAGAAAUAUUCCAGCUCUUGUGAGGCAAAAUGCUAACUUUGUUAUCAAAACCGGAUUUUGAUCGUCAAGCAUCAAGCCACAAGUAAUAAACUAAAAUAUUUGAAACAAGUAAUUUUUUUGUGGCCAGUACAGUUAUGUAAGGGUCCAGUCUGAUCUACAGGCCCGGGAAUCCAGUGGAGGAAAAUAUAUUUUUUAUCUCGGCCAGUGAAACCAAUCUGACCAAGAAAAUCAGUCGCCAGUCAGUUGGUCUUCCCAAUUCUUUUGUCCUAAAUCUCUUUCAUUUUUACUGCAAUAUACUGCUCUCUGAUGGCUUUGUGUUUGUGUGUUUGGUUUAGUGUUUUUUUUUAGUUGCUCAUGUGAAGCACUUUGUAAUUUGGAUUUUGUUUAAAGUAAAUGGAUAAGCCAUAUACAAUUGGAAAGAAUAUGGGUAGAGUUUGGUUUUAAACCUUUGUGCCAUCGCACCAAUAUUUGUUACUUUCUCAGGACUUGAAUAACAUGUUUACUAUCUUGUAAAUUGGUUUUAUUCAAAAGCCCAUCUAUAUUUGUAAAAAUCAUGAUUUAAGCUCUGCAUGGAAGGGAAACGUGUCUAUAAUUACAUUCCUAAGCUUUCCUUAGAUGAAUUCCUGAAAUUAAAAAGUGGCCCACAGACCUAUUUCAUAAAGUAUAACAACCCCGUUUAUGAUCUACAUUUUUUACCAAUGCAUUGAUGUUCCAUUAGAGUCAUAAAACAGAGUUAAUGACCAUAAUUAUUAGAGAGUGGAUGCUGAAUUUGACGCUUUUCAGAAUCACCAAAAUAUAAACUUGAAGGAUAGAUUUGACAAGUACUGUAGUCUGUGUUUGGUUUAUAUCUGCUUUUACUAGUGUGUGAAUGACUCUGCAACAACAAAGUCAUACAUGUUUCUCUUCAUCAUUGUGUUACUUCCUUAAAUUGGUCCAAACAUGCCAAAUAAGUAAGACUGGGUUACAGCACAAUGGUGGUUCCUCAUCAGUGUUAAUAUCAUUGACUAAUAAAUCUCUUCAUGUUAUUCCUGAUGGAAACAAAACAAUAAAUAAAUAAAAACGAAUGUAAAAAAAA
Messenger RNA from Neolamprologus brichardi, 1997 nucleotides. NCBI's taxonomy places the organism in Eukaryota, Metazoa, Chordata, Actinopteri, Cichliformes, Cichlidae. The record is from RefSeq and is a predicted model, not a curated record.